Saprolegnia parasitica CBS 223.65 is the source of this 1479-nucleotide messenger RNA. RefSeq lists its product as hypothetical. Gene Ontology annotation, molecular function: protein binding. NCBI's taxonomy places the organism in Eukaryota, Oomycota, Saprolegniomycetes, Saprolegniales, Saprolegniaceae. The record is from RefSeq and is a predicted model, not a curated record. The coding region runs from base 1 to 1479 and encodes 492 amino acids. The transcript is spliced from 10 exons.
AUGGCGUCCGAGAGCCACCUCCGCGUCCAGUACGAGUCGCUCCUCAAGGAGAACAAGCAGCUCAAGGGCUCGGUCGAGAAGCUCGAGCGCGAGAACCAUGACCUCAAGCGCUCGGUCUAUGAGCUCAGCCUCAAGUUGGAUGGCAUCGCGCCGAGAAGCGCGCUGGCGACAACGAGCGCUGGCGCCAUCAGUUCAGCGAGUGCCACUGGUGACGGCGGCUCGGCCGUCUUUCGCAUGAACGACCUCUUGGCCAAGGAUGCGAGCCAGGAGAACGCUCCGUCGUACCUCGAGACCAUGGCGCAGGCCGGCGACGACGACGAUCCGACCGCACACCAGAACCGCGUGCUCUACCAAAAAUCGGAGCUGCGUGGUCAUGGCGGGGCUGUGUAUACGACCAAGUUUUCGCCCUGCGGCCGCCUCCUCGCGUCGGGCUCCCUGGAUUGCCGCGUGCUGCUCUGGGACAUCACGACCAAGUUCAACCAGCAGCAGUUGGCGUCCCUCACGCAGCACAACCAACUCAUCAUCGACAUCAGCUGGUCCAACGACAGCCGCUCGCUGCUCUCGGCGUCGUACGACCACACGGUGAACCUCUGGGACACGGACAAGGGCCAGCUCCUCAACAGUGUCGGCGUCAACGGUCUUGUCCAAACGGUCGCCUUCAACCCUGCUGACAACGACAUGUAUUUCAUUGGCACGAGCCAGAAGAGCGUCCACGUGCUCGAUGUCCGCACCGGUCUUGCCUCCUCGUGGGGCCAUGACGCGAUGGUCAACUCGCUCUACGUGACGUCCGACGGACAGCAACUCAUCACCGGCGACAGCAAGGGCUGGGUCAAGACGUGGGACGUGCGCGCGGGCAAGGUCAUCGACGACCUCUCGCAGCUCAACGACGAUGGCCACCACGCCAUCUCGCACGUGCACGCAUCGCCGGCCGGCGAUGGCCGCGGAGGCGACGAAGACGGGCGGUACCUUGCCGUCAACAGCUACGACAACCUCUUGCGCGUCUACGAUCGCGGCUCCAAGCUCAUUAGCAACACGCAGGGCGUGGACCCGAUGCAGCUCAGCUACUUUGUCGCUGGGCACAAGAAUAAGAACUGGCCGAUCAAGAGUUCGUUCUUCCGUGGCGAAGGCAACACGUACAAGCUUUCGCUGCCGUCCAACCGGUUCCCGAAGCGCAAGCUCACGGACGGCGACAACGAAGACCUCGGGUACCAGGACCGCGAGCUCCAGGAGAAGCCCGACGAAGUCAUGCUUCUCGCGACAGGCAGCGCCGACAACACCAUCUACCUUCACGACGUCACGUGCCGCCGCGGCUAUGGCCUCAACGGAUCCACGAGCCUCCUCCAGCGCCUCGAAGGCCACACAGACCGUGUCUACUCGGUGGACUUUCACCCGAACGAGCCGAUUUUGGCGUCGGCGUCGGCCGACUUUACCGUCAAAAUCUGGCUGCCCCGGACGUCGCGCUUGAACAAACCGUCGUAA